Molecule: messenger RNA, 938 nt
Organism: Arachis duranensis
Lineage: Eukaryota; Viridiplantae; Streptophyta; Magnoliopsida; Fabales; Fabaceae
Product: cysteine-rich receptor-like protein kinase 2
Exons: 4
Coding region: 126-869 (247 amino acids)
Biological process (GO): protein phosphorylation
Molecular function (GO): protein kinase activity; ATP binding
Source: RefSeq, a predicted model, not a curated record
AACUAAUUGCUCUUAAGAAACUAUCUUUGAAUAAAUCCCAGCAGGGAGAAAGAGAGUUUCUGGCAGAGGUGAGGUUGAUCACAAGUAUCCAACACAAAAAUCUUGUUCGCCUUCUUGGAUGUUGCAUGGAUGGACCACAAAGGAUUCUUGUCUAUGAAUACAUGAAGAACAGAAGUUUGGACCUCUUCAUAUAUGGGAACAAUGCUGAUCGAUUCCUGAAUUGGAGCACUAGGUUCCAAAUUGUUCUAGGCGUGGCAAGGGGAUUGCAGUACCUUCAUGAGGAUUCACAUCUAAGAAUUGUUCACCGAGACAUCAAAGCAAGCAACAUUCUUCUUGAUGAUAAGUUUCAUCCCAAGAUUGGAGACUUUGGCCUUGCCAGAUUCUUCCCUGAAGACCAAGCUUAUCUUAGCACACAAUUCGCUGGAACAUUGGGUUAUACAGCACCUGAAUACGCUUUAAGAGGAGAAUUAUCAGAAAAGGCGGAUAUCUAUAGUUUUGGAGUUCUGUUGCUCGAAAUUAUUUGUUGUAGAAAAAACACAGAUCUCACCUUGUCAUUGGAAAUGCAGUACCUCCCUGAAUAUGCAUGGAAACUUUACGAGAACUCAAAGAUUAUGGAGCUUGUAGAUCCAAAGCUGAAAGAAGAGGGGUUCGUGGAGAAAGAUGUUAUGCAAGCAUUCCACGUGGCAUUCCUCUGCCUUCAGCCUCUUGCAAAUCUAAGACCUCCGAUGUCAGAGAUCGUGGCACUCUUGACAUUCAAAAUUGACAUGGUCACAACACCAAUGAGGCCUGCGUUUCUUGAUCGAAGGCGCAAAACUGAUUUUCAAACCCCUUCCCCAGAAGUAAUAUCCAUGCUUUCACAUCUCCCAUGAGUAGUCUUAUGUAGUAACCAGAAGGAUUGCUUAAACGGAUCUAUAUUCAGAAGAAAUUCUUGUAUAUUC